GAUAACGUCAGCAGAUCGACGUAACCUUCACUGCCUGAUCCCCGGCUGCAAUUUGGUGGCAGUACUCAAGAUUUCCCGCCAACUGUCCCCGCGGUUCAGACAGCCUUCACGAUUUCCGACAAGACACGAGAACUAGCUUUUGUUCGCGGCAACGUUUCGCCGCGUCUUUUCGGCAGCGUCUCAUAUGCUAAUACAAAUAACGUGGUGUCAUGCUAGCUGACGGAGCGCUCAUUAUUGUGCUUUUCUUCAUAUCCCACAGUGAAGCCUUGUCAUUUUUGAACUUGAAAAUUACUCCUAUUGAUGGUGUCACCACGUUGGGAGAGGAAUGCUUCUACCAGAAUGAAAAAUUUCGUUUGACCUGGAACGUAUCAGACAAAUGUGAACGACGGACUUGCUAUGCUGAUAGCAAAGUUGUGGUGGUAACGAAGUGCGGAGAUAUCCCGGAAGGCUGUUACCUAAGCUCAAAAGAGCGGCAACCUCUGCCAUUAUGCUGCAAUACUACUUGCAACAUAAAGACAUACAUGUGUCUCACCCGCGACGGUAGACUGUUGAAGAAUGGAGAUGAACUCAACUUGAGGGAUCCAUGCGUGAGGUACAUUUGCAAGAACGGAAUACUUGUCACACAGACAUGCCAAACGUACACGGACCCGAAAUGCAGUGCUUCUCAAGUGGACAAAUGCGCGCCAUAUCCGGCAUGCUGCGGCGUUGCGAAAGUUUGUGCAGGUUAAAAAUUUUGCAGCGAAUUCAAUCAUCGCUUCAAAAUUUUCAAGCGUUGGCUCUGCAGGACUACCAAUAAAGUUGUU
Dermacentor silvarum is the source of this 803-nucleotide messenger RNA. RefSeq lists its product as uncharacterized. Bases 210 to 728 code for a protein of 172 amino acids. The record is from RefSeq and is a predicted model, not a curated record. Lineage: Eukaryota; Metazoa; Arthropoda; Arachnida; Ixodida; Ixodidae. The transcript has 6 exons.